CUUCUUCUUCCACUGGUUGCAAUAUAAUUGCAAUAGCCAUAGUUAAUGUGACCCACCUAUUUCGGGAAAAGAUAAAAAAUUGUAAUAAUGAGACUAUACUUCCCUUAGGCCCAAAAAAACAUUUCUCAAACUCCACACAAAGUUUUUCAACAGCUUCUUAAUGCUAUUGAAUUUCAGUAGCAAUUGAGUUACAAAAGAUGGAGAAAACAUCUGAAGGAACAAACCUUUUACCCCAAGAAUUAUCACAAGAACUAAUCAUUGAAAUUCUGGUCAGGUUACCUGUCAAAUGCCUCUUGAAAUUCAGGUGUGUUUCAAAAUUAUGGCUUUCUUUAAUCUCAAAUACAGAAUUCCACAAAACCCGUGUCAAUUUUUCCAUAAAGAACCCCAAAAUGACUGAUUAUACAAUUGCUGGUGUAGCCUCAGUCUCUGGUUUAGGUAAAAUCUGCCAUGUUUACACCAUAAAGUGUGAAAAUUCAUUUAUUACUGCGGCUAAACAUGGUUGUCCUCCUAAAUCUUUGCCUCUCUCGGCUUGGCUUUUGGGUUCUUGCAAUGGUUUAGUUUGUUUAACUAGUGACUCAUAUACACUAAUGCUAUUGAAUCCAUGUACUGGAAAUUUUAAUGUAUUUCCUGAUACAAUGUCUCAGUAUAAAGUUGGUGCUGGUGGUUGUUAUGUUAGAUAUGGAUUUGGUUAUGAUGCAUCUAUUGAAGAUUAUAAGGUUGUCAAGAUCUUUAGUUUUCCUCAAAAUGAAGGCAGACAUGAGAACAUAGUUAAGGUUUAUAGCUUAAAGGCUAAUUCUUGGUCAACUAUUCAGGGUUUUAAUAGUGGUUGUAUAAAUGGAAUGGUGGGUGUGUUUGCAAAUGGGGCUCUUCAUUGGGAUGUUUGCCAUCCUCAUAUUUCACGUGCUUCUUCGGAGAUUGUUACUUUGGAUUUCGCUGCACAGAGAUAUGGACAAAUAGCACUGCCUAGUUAUGAAGAUCGGGGCGUUUAUUGGACAUUAGGCGUUUCAAGAGGGCGUUUAGUUGCUUGUUGCAACUAUGAAACAAAUAAGGCAGAUAUGUGGGUGAUGAAGGAGUAUGGUGUCGAGAAAUCCUGGACUAAGUUGGUUGCCAUCUCGUUGCCUGUUGACCGUAGAGUUGAUAUCACUCCAUUGUAUGUGGCAGAGAACGGUGAUGUUCUUUUGAAGCUUGGCACAGAGCUAAUACUGUACAAUCCAAGGAAUGCAUCAUUCAAGCGACUUGCCGAUUAUGUGUCGGGUGAUUUCCUUCAAGUUCAAGUGGCCACCUACUUAGAGAGCCUUACUUCACCUCAUAUUUAGUGAUGUGAUGACAGGUUACGCCUUGAAGGCAAAAAAAGAGAUGGAUGGAGCUCAUGGGCAAUAAGGCGCACAUUUCAGUGACUUGUUGCCUGCAUUAAAAGACCAACUAAAUGAGGCGAAACACCCAACUCGUGUUGCUUGUAGCUUACACCUCAACUGAACUUUUAUCAACAGAACCACGAGGUCGUAAGAUACCAGCACAAAUCAUGACUUCCCUUUUUGUACAAUGCCAUUUUGAUCGUCGGAUAUUAAUGGAUGAGGUAAAUAUUGCUUAGUAUUCUUUCAUAUUUUCCCUUCUUGUUUUGGUAUGGAACUCCUUUUCUGCAUGUUACUGAAGAAGGGGAAAUAUGAAAUAACCUUUGCAAUAUUAUUUUUUACUGUCAAAGAAGCAAUUCAACAUUUACAAAUCUGCAGUGUUGGUAAAACUUUGUUUCAGUGGUCAUACUGGACAUUUUGAUUCAGUUUUUAUUGUCAUUGUAUUAGUAUAUAAGGUUUCUCGAUUCAGUUCCUAGUUAAUAACAUGAACGGUGAAU
This is a messenger RNA of Nicotiana tabacum (common tobacco), 1849 nucleotides long. RefSeq names its product F-box/kelch-repeat protein At3g23880. Lineage: Eukaryota; Viridiplantae; Streptophyta; Magnoliopsida; Solanales; Solanaceae. The record is from RefSeq and is a predicted model, not a curated record. Gene Ontology annotation, molecular function: protein binding.